Molecule: messenger RNA, 1732 nt
Organism: Dama dama (fallow deer)
Lineage: Eukaryota; Metazoa; Chordata; Mammalia; Artiodactyla; Cervidae
Gene: CNMD
Product: chondromodulin
Exons: 7
Coding region: 261-1349 (362 amino acids)
Biological process (GO): negative regulation of endothelial cell proliferation; negative regulation of angiogenesis; respiratory gaseous exchange by respiratory system
Cellular component (GO): extracellular region
Source: RefSeq, a predicted model, not a curated record
UCCGGGAUGCCCUGGGGUCCCGGGGCUCAGCAUCCUUGGUCUCCUCCCCCUCCCCCACCCUGGCGCACUCAGACUCCCGAGGGGCUUGGGGAGGGGUGCGGAGAGCGCGGGCAGAGGGGGCUGUGGGAAGCUGGGCGCGUUCACCGCUGCUCGGGGCGGGAGAGGGAAGGCAGGGCAGAGGUGAGGCGCCAGGAGGGGUGGGGAGCUCUGGGCUGGCCCAGGCGGAGGGCACGGUGUGCGCGCGCGUGCCCCGCGCUGAAAUGCCCUGCACGUCGGGGCCGCAGGCCAGAGCCCAGGGCGCCCGCCGAGCCUCCCGGUGUCCUGCUCCUGCGGCCGCGGUCAUGACGGAGAACUCGGACAAAGUGCCCAUCGCCCUGGUGGGCCCCGACGACGUCGAGUUUUGCAGCCCCCCGGCGUACGCAGCCGUGACCGUGAAGCCCUCCAGCCCCGCGCGGCUGCUCAAGGUCGGAGCCGUGGUCCUCAUUUCGGGGGCGGUGCUGCUGCUCCUGGGGGCCAUCGGGGCCUUCUACUUCUGGAAGGGGAGCGACAAUCACAUUUACAAUGUCCAUUAUACCAUGAGUAUCAAUGGGAAAUUACAAGAUGGGUCAAUGGAAAUAGAUGCUGGGAACAACCUGGAGACCUUUAAAAUGGGAAGUGGAGCUGAAGAAGCGGUUGAAGUUAAUGAUUUCCAGAAUGGCAUCACAGGAAUCCGUUUCGCUGGAGGAGAGAAGUGCUACAUCAAAGCGCAGGUGAAGGCUCGCAUCCCGGAGGUGGACACCCUGGCCAAGCAGAGCAUCUCCUCUGAACUGGAAGGCAAGAUCAUGCCAGUUAAAUACGAAGAAAAUUCUCUCAUCUGGGUGGCUGGAGACCAGCCCGUGAAGGACAACAGCUUCUUGAGUUCCAAAGUUUUAGAACUCUGCGGCGACCUUCCUAUUUUCUGGCUUAAAGCAACCUACCCAAAAGAAAUCCAGAGAGAAAGAAGAGAAUUGGUAAGAAAAACUGUUACCACAACGACCACAAGUAGACUACGCAGUGGGCCACGGGGCAACCCAGGCCCUGGGAGACCAAGUAAUGAAACCAGACCCGGCGUCCAGGAGGACACAGAGCCCUUCAAUCCAGACAACCCUUACCACCAGCAGGAAGGAGAAAGCAUGACAUUCGACCCCAGACUGGAUCAUGAAGGGAUCUGCUGUAUAGAAUGCAGGAGGAGCUACACCCACUGCCAGAAGAUCUGUGAGCCCCUGGGGGGCUACUACCCGUGGCCUUAUAACUACCAGGGCUGCCGUUCAGCCUGCAGAGUUAUCAUGCCUUGUAGCUGGUGGGUGGCCCGCAUCCUGGGCAUGGUGUGAAAGUACUUCAGGGAGCAGGUGCUGUGAAGAAGUCAAACUCCAGAGACAGCCAAAGCUUGGGGCAUCUUGAAGCUAAAGGGACCAUAAAGUAUUUUAUGUUCCAUCUGAGCAAUGUUAUUCGAGACACUGAACAGAAUACUUUUCAACUGCUUUACAGAACUUUAUUCAGAAUUGCAAACAUACUGAGAGGGUAGUUUUAAGUCUAAAAUAUCAUAAUAGUCCUUUUAUUAAUUGCUUUUUUUUUUUGCUUUUCUUUGCCAGGAAGUUCUGCUUUUAAGCCUUCCUUACCAAGCUAUUUUGAAAUAAUCAUGAAAAAUUACUUACAAUAUGUCAAAGAUCUCAACUGUACACUUGAGUUCCUUUUAAAUCAAGUCACUGACUAA